GCUGGCGAGCCGGGGCGCGCUGGCGGCGGCCGAGGAGAAGGAGGAGGAGGCGGGCGGGAGCCAGCCGCCGGCCGCGCCGCCGCCCCACAAGAGGAUGAAGAAGCGGAAGGAGCUGAACGCCCUCAUCGGCCUGGCCGCCGACGGCCGCAGGAAGAAGCCCGCCAAGAAGGGCUCGGGCCACCGGCUGCUGCGCACCGAGCCGCCCGCCUCCGACUCCGAGUCCAGCUCCGAGGAGGACGAGUUCGCAGGGGCGCGGGGCCGCUGCGGAAAGGGAGACUACCUGCGAUGCUGCAGGUUCUGUUACCCUUUAUGUGCGUUUGUCAUUCUCGCUGCUUGUGUGGUCGCGUGUGUUGGCUUAGUCUGGAUGCAGGUGGCUCUCAAGGAGGAUUUGGAUGCAAUAAAGGAGAAGUUUCGAACUAUGGAAUCUAAUCAAAAGACAUCAUUCCAAGAAAUUCCCAAACUAAAUGAAGAUUUGGUGCAGAACCAAAAGCAGCUAGAACAAAUUGAGACUGGAGAACUGGGGCUGAGUAAAAUUUGGAUAAAUAUCACAGAGAUCAAUAAACAGAUAUCACUCUUGACCUCAACAGUAAAUCAUCUCAAAAACAAUAUAAAAUCUGCUGCUGACCUGAUUUCUCUUCCUCUCACAGUAGAGAAACUUCAGAAGACUGUAGCCAACAUAGGUAGCACCCUUACCAGUGUGGCUCAUGAUGUUGAAAAUAUACAGACAGCCAUUGAGGAAUACAAGAAAUCCAUAGAAGUACUCCAGAAUGAUGUGAAGGAAUUAAAACAGCUGCCUUCACUUCCCUCCACUGUUGUGCCAAGGACUGAGGGAAAUCAGACAGAAUACUGCAAAAAGGAAAGCCAGGCACUGCAUGCAGCUUUGGAACAGCUAAAUAAUACUGUGGUGGUGUACCAAAAGCUGAAUGACAUCAAGCUUCUAAAUGUGGAUUCAGCCAUUGGCAACCUCAGCCGGAAAGUUACACUGUUGGAAAACUCUCCCCUGGUUGUGAAAAAUCCGGACAAAAGAGAGAACUCAUCCACCAUCCUGGGGAAUAAUGCAACUACCUCUCUAAAAAUGGAAAAUGAAGAUCAACUAGAUGGUGAAACUCAGUCAAAUAAAGAACUGAAGGAAGCAGGAACUAGAGAUCCUCAGGUAUCAAAACUAAAAGAGACUCUUCAGCUGAUCAGUGCUCUCACAGGCAAGUCAGAAAAUGACAGACCUAUUGAGGCAUCAAAGAAUGUUGAGAGUAGUCAGAGUACUACAGCAAAGCCCACAGACCUUUCAAGGGUGGCUUCAAGGUCAGCUGGUGACAACACAGAGAGAAAUGGGCAGCUGAGCCAUCUGUCCUUACCAGGAAUUUCCAGCAUUGAAGAUCUUCAGAAACUGUUUGAAAAAGCACCUGCGGAUGCUGAUGGAAAACUCUCAUACAAAGACCUUCAAAAGCUGUUUGGCUCCACAGCCCAAGAAUCACAGAGCUUUAAGGAGUUUGACACAGAUGGAGAUGAGAAAUACACGCUAAAAGAACUGAGAUUAGCAUUAGGUGUAUAGGGUGUAUGUUUAGAAAUGUGAUAUUGGUGGACGUUACUGUAGCUAAAGGAAGCUACAGGACAUGAAAAACUAUGGCUGCACUUUCCCAGUGUUUUACUGAUCUUUGGAGCUAAAUUACUGUACACAUUGCCACCUCUUUUUUUCAGUUGCAUUUAUUGAAAGGAAAUUUACAAAUUUAUAUGUCGAUAGGACAUAAUAUUGGGACUUUAAAAUCCAGAAAUUCCCAAACUUGGAAACAUUUUCCUCUCGUUAUUUCCUUUUCAAGGGAGAUAUUGCUUAUAAUUUAAAAUGUGUACAUACUAAAAUAAAACUAUGGUUUUAUAUUUCACUGAAAUUUGCCUUAAAUUAGAGAGCUGCACUUUAUGUAGAGCAGAAGGAAAAUCUGUCUUGUGAAGAUGGGCUGCUUCUGCUUGUAAAUAUUUGAGAUAGAGUAAAUUAUGCAUAUUUAAGGACAAGUUGUGUCAGGGGCUGUGUUGGUAGUAAGCUGUUUAUAAUGAGAGACUGAGCCUGGAAUGAGGUUUAAGAGAUUCAGCUAAAUUUUUGAUUUUUACUAACUAUAUCCAUGAAUAAAUCUGGCCUCAAUCAGAGGAGAGCAGGAGGGGUAAGUCAUGCCCAUCUAUAGCAGGAUGUGUUUUUGAAGGGAAGAGUUGAAAGUGUUUUUAUAUCAUGAGCCUACAGGAGCAAUUAACUUGCCGAGUGCUUGAGUUUUCACUUCAGCGUUGUUUAGGCUUUGCUGCGUUGCAUUCAGAUUAUAUUUUGUGAGAUGAGCCUGUCUAUUUAUUUUUUUUAAAUGAACAUAUUAAAUAGCUUUAAUAGAUGCUUAAGAGGUAAAAGCCUACAGUGCAGCCUGCUGAGCAGCACCUGAGCAGUUCAUAUCUCAGCGGUGCUCUGCUACACUCCAGGAGUGUGAGCGGGUGGGAAGGCCCAGAGAACACUUGUGAGCUCUUUCCUGACUAUUGUGACCGUGAUCCCUUCUUGGUACCUUUAUUUUUUGUCUCCUUGCCAACAGAAGGAUGUAAAAAGCUGUGUAGGCAUGUGCAAUCGCAUCAUCAUUCUGUACUGACACAUGGUUUGUAAGUGAGGUUUCCUUACUGGAGGAACUUAAAAGAUCUGUUCAUAGUAGUGGAUCUAAACACAGAACAUAUUAAAAAAUAUUUUUGCAGAGGGGAUUCUCUCUUACAGGCUAGAUCAGGGCCUAGUUGGGUAAUUUUGCUCACAAAUAUCACUGAUCUUGUUAAGAGUCUUUUGCAUGAUUAGUGAGUUGGAAUUGCCCACCUCGCUGAAACAGCAGCUUAUGAGGAAGUCAGUUCAUAAUUGUUGACUUUUAUAUAACUUUAGACUGGAUGUUUUAUCAAUGAUUGUAUUUUGGAAGUAUGAAUCAGCAAAGGAAUGUACAAAUUGGAGCCCUGUUACCCAUUUCCUAGGCUUCUUUCACUGUUGCUCUUCUAUCCUGUUUGGGUAAUGCAGAUGCCACCCAGUACCAAAAUGCUUUUGAUGUGACAUUUGAAAACGCCGUAUUUAAAAACAAAACAAAACCAACCACCCUUGGCUUCAGAGAGGACAAGAAGCCAACACUUGCUUCUUUCCACUUCCCAUACCCUUUUAUACAUUACUGUAUAAAUCCUUAACCAAAUAAAGAAAAAAAGCAAUACAAUGUAA
This is a messenger RNA of Onychostruthus taczanowskii (white-rumped snowfinch), 3208 nucleotides long. RefSeq names its product EF-hand calcium binding domain 14 (gene EFCAB14). Lineage: Eukaryota; Metazoa; Chordata; Aves; Passeriformes; Passeridae. Gene Ontology annotation, molecular function: calcium ion binding. The transcript has 11 exons. The record is from RefSeq and is a predicted model, not a curated record. Bases 95 to 1549 code for a protein of 484 amino acids.